This is a messenger RNA of Pleuronectes platessa (European plaice), 1037 nucleotides long. Its product is annotated as nicotinamide riboside kinase 2. Lineage: Eukaryota; Metazoa; Chordata; Actinopteri; Pleuronectiformes; Pleuronectidae. The record is from RefSeq and is a predicted model, not a curated record. The coding region runs from base 137 to 736 and encodes 199 amino acids. The transcript is spliced from 8 exons. Gene Ontology annotation, cellular component: cytoplasm.
GGGAACGUCUGUGGAACAGAGCGAGGGGAAGGUUUUCAAUAGAAGCCUUUGGUAGAGACUGUUUGGUUUGGCCGGGUUCCCUUCUUUUAUUUACUGAAUUCCACAAGUGACCAACACACACACACAACAGCUGAAAAUGAAGUUCAUCAUCGGCAUCGGAGGAGUGACCAACGGUGGGAAGACCACUUUGACAAACAGUCUUCUAAAGACAUUACCUAACUGCUGUGUCGUGCAUCAGGAUGACUUCUUCAAGAAACCCGAUCAAAUAGAAGUCGGGGAGGACGGCUUUAGACAGUGGGAUGUUAUCAGCGCCCUGGACAUGGAGGCGAUGGUUAACACAGUGAAGGGCUGGCAGGAGAACCCGGUCAAGUUCGCCCGCUCCCACGGGGUCAGCCUAUCACCUGAAGCCGAGGAGUCCGAGAAGGGGACCCACAUCCUCAUCAUCGAGGGGUUCCUCAUCUAUAACUACAAGCCUCUGAUCGACGCCUUUGACAAAUGUUACUACAUUGACAUUCCUCGUGAGGAGUGCAAAAGGAGGAGAAGUACAAGGUCAUACACAGUCCCAGACCCCCCCGGCCUGUUCGACGGCCACGUCUGGCCCAUGUUCUUGAAACACAGGAAUGAGAUGGAAAGGAACUGCGACUCAUUAGAGUAUCUCGACGGGACGACAUCUACUGAAGCCAUUUACAACAAUGUCUAUGAAAGCAUUCAGAACUCCCUGCUCAACAAAUCAUAGCCGGACGGGGACAUCUGCGGACUUGUGUAUAGACUUGUAAAUAUGAUGUUGAGUAAAUGUGUAACACCAGCUCGGUUCUUCUAGUCUGAUCUGUAAAUAGUCAAUCAUGUAACUUAUUAAGAACUAAUGACAGAAGUUGUUUUGUUUUCUAUAAUCCUGUAACUUUUUCUAAAACGAUGAACCACCUCUUGACACCCCCGGUGUUUAACAUCAGGGGCAGAUAUCAAAUCAGAUUGAAGUCAAAAUCCCCAUUGGGAGGAACGAUUUGUGUUAUGCAACAUAAAGAAAUGACUGAAUCCAC